Cololabis saira (Pacific saury) is the source of this 1495-nucleotide messenger RNA. RefSeq names its product TNF superfamily member 10 (gene tnfsf10). Gene Ontology annotation, cellular component: membrane. NCBI's taxonomy places the organism in Eukaryota, Metazoa, Chordata, Actinopteri, Beloniformes, Belonidae. Bases 106 to 957 code for a protein of 283 amino acids. The transcript has 6 exons. Gene Ontology annotation, molecular function: tumor necrosis factor receptor binding. Gene Ontology annotation, biological process: immune response. The record is from RefSeq and is a predicted model, not a curated record.
CCGUCUCCAGCCUCUGCCAUUGUUCGGGAAGCCUGCGUCGGGACGGCUCGGUACCGGACGGGACGGCGCUGGUGCUGCUCGGGGUCCGGGCGGCGCUGUGUCGGCAUGACGGGCUCCGGUCCGAAGCUCGGGGUCCUGCUGCUGGUGGCGGUCCUGCUGCAGACGGUGGUGGUCACCAUCACCGUGCUGCACUUCACCACAGCCCUCAACGCGAUGAAGGAAACCUUCGCCAGGAGCAGCGUUUCCUGCCUGACGGGCGCCGACCUGCAGAGCAUCACGGCCGUACGGGGGGAUCCAUGCUGGCAGGUCUCGCAGCAGCUUCACCAGCUCAUCGAGAAGUCUCUGUCGCAGCGCUACCAGAGGCAGAUUUCAUCGGCCGUGAAAGAUGAGGUGUCCCGGGUUCUGCCCUCGCUGGUGAUGGACGACAGGGCCUCCUUUCGACCCAAAGUGGCGGCUCACGUGACGGGCAGCUUUGUGCCCAAGCCGGAGCGAGAGGAGGGAGCUCCGGUCUCCGCCGGCCGCCGGGUCCAGGGCCAGAAGAUCUCCUGGUGGGAGGGCCAGAAGGGGCUGGCGUUCCUCCAGGACGUCCAGCUGGUGGACGGGGAGCUGGUGGUGCCGCAGCCGGGCCUCUACUACAUCUACGCCCAGACGUACUUCAGACACACCCACUCCCUGGAGGAGGAGGGCGAGGACGGCGGCGAGGCGGAGGACAGGGGGAGACCCCUGCUGCAGUACGUCUACAAAAAGAUGAGCUCCUACCCCGUUCCCAUCUUGCUGAUGAAGACGAGCCGGACCUCCUGCUGGUCCCGGGGCGCGGACUUCUCCCUCCACUCCGCCCACCAGGGGGGGCUGUUCCCGCUCAGCACCGGCGACCGCCUGUUCGUCACCGUGACCAACGCCUCGGCCGUGGACAUGGACGAGAAGAGCAGCUUCUUCGGGGCGUUUCUCAUCAGCUAGACGAUCGCGGGCCGGAUCAAGAGGUCGGUCCGAGGAGAUCCCCAGGAGGAGGGGGGAUGUUUCCGUGAUUCAUCCAAGCUUCCGCUUGGUGAAACAUCAAACUGCUGGGAUCUCGACUCAGCCGGGGAAGAACUGUGAUAACACUGGUUCUGUGGAUGCAGAAGGCGGCAAGUGUGAGCGCCGAUCAAGUCCGAGAAACCUUUUUGAAUGUGUAUGAAAUAAGAAAGGAUGUGCAGACUUUUAUUGAGGCAGUUCUCUCGACUCUAAAGAAGCUUAACGUGUUUUUCUGUAGUAAAUUAAUUCCAGUACCAAUCUCUCCAAAGGUUUCCGAGUGUGAACAUUCGGAGGUCGAUUGAUGGAUGGAUUUGUGAACACAAAUAUGUAGCAGUGCCACAAGUCUCCACACGGGGGCGCUUUUUCCCGGAAUUUACGCGCUCGUUUCUGCCACCUGGAGGAAACAAAACUACAACUUAGAUGCAAACUAACACUGUCACACCUGAUCUUUAAGCGGAAAGAUUUUUUUAAAUGUUUUUUCUUG